GGCAAACCAACUAAAUUCGGCUUAUCUUCCAAGGUAUUUUAGUAACCCGGAUGACGGCUGCAACCCGCAUCACACCCUACACCCCAGGCAGCGCUAUUUGGCUCUAGUAUAAUGGUCUUGGUUGAACCGGGUUCAAGGAUUAAGGUGGACAGGGUUCAAGGCGUCAUCCCCGAGGCCGUGAACCCCGUUCAGCCAGACGUGUGAUUUAUCCAUCCCCUUAAUCCUGUACUGCGCCUAACCAUGUCCCCGGAUGAUCGACAUACUGUGUCUGGAUUAAGUUUAUCUCACCAAAACCGGUCUCAAUGAGUGUGGCUAAGAAAACGCAGGAAAGGGAAAUCAGCCUUCUGAUGCAUUAUGUGGACGACGUGUUUCCCCAUCAAUUCCCUUUCUACCAUAGCCAGUAUGUGGGAAAAAGAGAAUGGCUCUUGCCCUUACUGUCGUCAACAAGAUCGGUCUAUUACGCUACGUUAUGCCUCAGUCUACUGCACAAGGAGAAAUGCUUCAAUCUGGACCAGCCAGAGUCGGUAUCCUUUUGCCAAGAGGAGAGACUGCGAUAUUAUAUACUGGCGCUGCGAGAAACACAGCAGCUUUUACUGAAGUUGAGCCCAGUAUAUAACCUAGACACCAUAAGAUACUGUAUUCCUUCCCUAGCAAGCGCUCUACAUCUGAUCAGUUAUGAGUCCACCUGUCCUGUAUAUGGAGAUUGGAAAGUUCAUCUGCAAGCUGCAACAUCACUGAUCCCCAUUCUCGUAGGGAGCUGGAACAGUAUGAUCAAACCGAUCAAACACACUUCCUCCCUUUGGACAGGCCUAACCCUUUCUGAUUUCCAUGACCUCCACACAGAAGGGUCUCUCUCUUACGAAAAUGCCGGUGCCUUCCGGUUUCUAACGAAUGCACUGGCUGUAACUGGCAUCCUGUCUUUCAUUUCAACUGGCCCGACAGCUGCACUGUCCGACUACCGAUAUCUAAUGGAUUCCACAUACGAUAUGGUUCAGUGUGACCAGUUCCUUGGUUGUGAGAACUGGGUGCUGUCGGCUAUUCUAGACGUGGGCAUGCUGGACCGGUGGAAAAGAGAGGAAGAAGAGAACCGACGCCUCAGCUUCAGGGAGUUAGCGAGCCGGGCAAAGAGGGUCGAGGACAGCCUAGAAAAUGGAAUCAGAGCGUUAUCAGCUAAAAUCACCAGUUCUCCAGAUGCAGUCAUCUACAUCACCCGGAUUUAUGCCAGUUCCACACUGACCUACCUGCAUUCGGUAGUCUCAGGUCUCAACCCGGACCUAAGCGAGAUACGGGACAGUGUCUCUCGAACCAUUGAGCUCCUCAAAGAACUCUCAAACCGGCGUCUUCUCGCCAGUUUGACAUGGCCCCUGUGUGUCACUGGAUGUAUGGCAGACCCGGAUCAAGGCGCCUGUUUUCAUAGUCUGGUUAUCUCGGCGGAGAUCAGUCCGCAAUCAUUGAGGCAUACAUGGACUGCUUUACAGAUAAUCAAGGAUGUGUGGAAAGCCCGCAGCUCUUGGUGGGGACAGACAUUGCCUAAAUGGGAACAAAUUCUUUGUAUUGAUGGAUCUCCAAUACUACUUAUAUAAAGAAGCUAAGCCAGACACACUCUAGUAGCCAAUGCUGCUCUAGAAAGAAUGCAGAUAGCUCAGCUCGGCCAAGGUUUGCGAACUCCA
This is a messenger RNA of Aspergillus pseudonomiae, 1670 nucleotides long. Its product is annotated as fungal specific transcription factor domain-containing protein. The transcript is spliced from 2 exons. Gene Ontology annotation, molecular function: DNA-binding transcription factor activity; transcription cis-regulatory region binding. NCBI's taxonomy places the organism in Eukaryota, Fungi, Ascomycota, Eurotiomycetes, Eurotiales, Aspergillaceae. The record is from RefSeq and is a predicted model, not a curated record. Bases 303 to 1583 code for a protein of 426 amino acids. Gene Ontology annotation, biological process: positive regulation of transcription by RNA polymerase II. Gene Ontology annotation, cellular component: nucleus.